Messenger RNA from Mytilinidion resinicola, 4980 nucleotides. Its product is annotated as AAA-domain-containing protein. Gene Ontology annotation, cellular component: nucleus. Gene Ontology annotation, biological process: positive regulation of transcription by RNA polymerase II. The transcript has 3 exons. Gene Ontology annotation, molecular function: chromatin binding; ATP binding; histone binding. NCBI's taxonomy places the organism in Eukaryota, Fungi, Ascomycota, Dothideomycetes, Mytilinidiales, Mytilinidiaceae. The record is from RefSeq and is a predicted model, not a curated record. Bases 1 to 4920 code for a protein of 1639 amino acids.
AUGGCUAGUCACAGGAGGCGCGGCAGACCCGACGAUCCACUCGCGUCAGACCCCGAAGACGGAGACUGGGGCGCCGAAUCAUCACCACGACCCCAGAAGCGACGCCAAUCGAGACCGGCAGCCGGUGCCAAGAAGCGUCCACAAAAGAGACAGCGUCGGUACGGAUCUGAAGACGACAUCGUCAGUGAUGAGGAAGAGGGAGACUCUGCAUCCUACGAGUCCUCCAUCGAAAGCGAAGAGGACGUCGAGAUCGGCGCCUCAGGUCGGCCCGUACGGAAAGCAGUGAAGAAAGAAGUGAAAUACGAAGAAAAGAGUAGUGACGACGAGAUCGAUAACACCUCUGACGAAGACCGCGACGAGCUCGCACCCACCCCACAAAAAUCCCGCAGACCGAAACCGAAGGACAAGAAACAGUCCCUGAUCGUGAAAUUCAAGAUGCCGCCAACACGGCGAUCAACUCGCGCUCGCACGGGCAGCAAGUCGUCCAUCAAGGCACAAACUCCAGAGGUAGCCAUAGGCACGCGACGAAGCAGCCGACUGUCUCACGAGAGGGAUGAGCCGACCAUAGCCCUAUCCGACUCCGGCAAGCACGUCCAGGUCCUCCGCGCGGGCUCCUUGGAUCCCGAGCCCCUGCCUUCGCGCCAGACACGAGGGAGCAAAGGGUUGAGGAACAUACCAAGCGCCAUCAUGGAGGCAUCUCAGGAAAAUUCUAACCCCACCGAGAAAGCCGAUACUCCAGGCCCAUUAGACAAUCUCUUGCAAGGCGCGAGCGCUGAAGUUCAGGCUAGUGAGGCGGCGUCUCCUGCUGAGUCUGGUGUCCAGAACGAAGAUGAGGAUGAUGACUCUCAGCCGAUGGAAGGAGUCGUUCAAGAUGCCCAGAAGGAAGAUUCUGAUGAAGAGCCUAUCAUUCCCGGUGGUAGACAGCUCAGCUCUCGUGCGAAAUCCGCCCAAGCCGCUCCUCCUCCGGCUCGAAAGCGUAAACAAGGCGUUGACGAGAGCAGCGAUUUCGAGCCCCCCGCUGACGAGGAAGAGACAAAGGGAGAUGAUGAAAUGUCAGAAUCCGAAGAUCCAAAGGGCAGAAAGAACUCGUCGGACGACUCUGGACGACGAUCGACGCGCCUCCGAGGUAGGCUGCAAGCCUCACAACGCAGCCGCCACAACUCGGAUAGUGAGGCAGACAGCGCCCUAGACGAGGACGAACUAGCAGAAGAGGCCGCAGAGCUUCGGCCAAACAAGAGACGCCGCAUCUCGCGUCGUGGCGUCCCGGACAACACUCUUACCUACGACGAAGGACCGGCGCUGAGGAAGAAAGCAAAGCCUGACUACCGCCUUAUCCGACCAGACCUCAAUUUGCAGAUUGACGGAGAGGACUCCAUCGCUCCUCCUCCACCGGUCCGCGGCAAAGGAGGACGAUACAGGUCCUUGUUCUCCACCGUAGGGCCCUUUGGAGGCGGAGUUGAGUCGCUGAUCGCAGGACCACAGGAAGCUGGUGCUCUUGGUGGCGCAGAUUCGGACAGCAGCGAUGAUGAUCUUCCACAGCCUGUAACUGGGGCAUCCGCCACUCUCGGAGGCGCAGUUGGCAUGACACCUACUGCUGCAAAAUCACAUAUGUUCCCUCAAAGCGCUGAAGCGCAGAAGACAACUGGAUCAGGAGGAGGUCCAGCAGAUUUCGGCAAAGUCAAGAAUAAGAAGGCUCUAGCAGAUGCGGAUCCGCUUGGGGUUGACCCGAACGUUAAUUUCGACGGCGUUGGUGGAUUGGAUGAUCAUAUCAAUCAACUCAAGGAAAUGGUCGCACUCCCGCUUCUAUAUCCAGAGGUCUUCCAGCGUUUCCAUGUCACGCCGCCGCGCGGUGUUCUCUUCCACGGACCCCCAGGGACAGGUAAAACUCUGCUCGCACGCGCUCUUGCAUCUAGCGUCAGCUCUCAAGGAAAGAAGGUCACCUUUUACAUGCGUAAAGGUGCCGACGCCCUCAGUAAAUGGGUUGGUGAAGCUGAGCGUCAACUACGUCUGCUAUUCGAAGAAGCGCGAAAGAAUCAGCCCAGCAUCAUUUUCUUCGAUGAGAUUGAUGGACUGGCCCCCGUCCGGUCCAGCAAGCAAGAGCAAAUUCAUGCUUCUAUUGUAGCAACCUUGUUGGCUCUCAUGGAUGGCAUGGAUGGUCGUGGACAGGUUAUCGUUAUCGGUGCUACCAAUCGCCCGGACUCGGUUGAUCCAGCUCUGCGACGCCCAGGAAGAUUCGACAGAGAAUUCUAUUUCCCCCUUCCCAACGUGAUAGGGCGACGUGCCAUCAUUGACAUCCACACGAAGAACUGGGAACCGCCACUGAACCCAGCAUUCAAGGAUCAGCUUGCUGAAGUCACCAAGGGUUACGGUGGUGCAGACUUGAGGGCUCUCUGCACUGAAGCGGCCUUGAAUGCCGUCCAGGGAACAUACCCACAGAUCUACCAAUCCGAUAAGAAGCUCAUUAUUGAUCCUAGCACCAUAAAGGUGUUGGCCAAGGAUUUCAUGAUCUCUGUCAACAAGAUGGUGCCCUCUUCCCAGCGGACAGUCUCCUCGGGUGCCGCGCCUCUGCCGAAACCUAUUGCGCCUUUGUUGCGAACUCCCCUCGAAGAUAUUGCCAAACUUCUCGACGAGAUCCUCCCUCAGAAGAAGAAGCUUACGGCCCUAGAGGAGGCACAAUUUGAUGACCGUGAUGAUGAGAAGGGCUUCGAACGCGAGAACAUGCAGAGAGCCUUUGAAAGUUCAAGAAUCUUCAGACCCCGCCUUCUCAUUUCUGGCUUGCAAGGAAUGGGUCAGCAGUACCUCGGAUCAGCGCUCCUCAACAAAUUCGAAGGUCUCCAUGUGCAAUCAUUCGAUCUGCCCACUUUGCUCGAAGAUUCCGCUCGAUCGCCUGAAGCAGCCAUCAUUCAGCUAUUCAAGGAAGUUCGACGUCACAAACCAAGUGUCAUAUACAUCCCGAAUGUCGAUGUUUGGUACCAAACCGUGGAACCCAAGGUUAUCAAGACCUUCCUCAGUCUGUUGAGAAGCGUUCCGCCGAACGAUCCCGUUCUACUUCUUGGUGUCCUGGAACUUGGUAGCGAAGAGGACAAGCCAGAUCCCUCGAUGUUGCGAGACCUUUUUGGGUACUCCGCCAAGAAUGAAUUCAAACUGCCUACACCGGACAAGAACGGACGACGAGAGUUCUUCGAGUCACUCGUUGCCUACAUCCGCUUGCCCCCCUCGGACUUUCCUAAUCCGGAGAAUAGGACAAAACGCAAACUCCCGGUCCUUGAAGUAGCACCUGAUAUCCAUCCGCCGAUAAUUCAAGACGACCCUAAGCAAGCCAAACUUCAGAAGAAGCGAGACAGGAUGACUCUCAACAAAUUGAAGAUGAUAAUUCAGCCAGUAAUGGAUCUUCUCAAGAAGGGCAGGAAUCGGUUCGUUCGACCUAUCAUUCCCGAAGAGAACUUUUCAUAUCUAUUUGACGAAAGGAAGGAUGGCCACGUUACCUCCGACCUAUCAGAAGAGCAAAGGCAAGAGCAGGGCAUGUUCAGACCGUACGAGGUCGACAGAGAUGCCAAAGGUGUUGAAGGAAUUCGACAUGUAGAGACCGGCAACUUCUUUUACAACCUAGAUCUUACCGUCAUCGAACAGCGCCUCUCGAAUGGAUACUACAAGAGAUUCAAAGACUUUUUAAACGACGUCAAAACAUUGGCCAAGGAUGCUAAGACAUGGGGCGAACAAGAACGAAUCCUCAAGGCUAAUGAGAUGGUGGCGAAUGUCGAAGUCGAUAUUGAAGGGAUGCAGCUACAGUAUCCUGAUCUCGAUGCUGAGUGCAAUGCUCUUUUUGUUCGUGAGCAAGAGAGGGCUCGCAAGCAAGUCGAAGCAGCUCAGAAGAAUCUAGCUCCUGGCGAAAAAGCAAAACCCGUCGCAACGAAUGUGCCGCCGGAGAUUUCCACUAGCGUAGAGACCUCAGGACCUAUUGUACUUGGAGAAAUAGUACCUGGUCGAUCAAUGCCACCUGUCACGCCGAUUCGCUAUCCCAACUCAUCCCUGCUGUCGAAUGGCACCAGCACAGGACACGACAGCCACCCUCAACAGAGCAACGGAUCGAAUGGACCGACACAUGGAGUUGAGGACACGCAUAUGACUGACAGUCAGCCCAUUGACUCUGGUUCCCAUGAGUUCCAAACUCCGAGUGGGCCAGCAGCCCAGACGCAAAAAUCUCAAGUGUCUGGGCGAACCUUCGUAGCGCCUAAUUCGCAUCCUGGUGAGUAUCAAAAUAGCGCAUCUACUACGACAUCGGGUCAGAAAACCUCAGAUCGAUCCGGUCGUUCUUCUGGCCCACAAUUCAAUACCCAGAGCACUAACGGUCUCGCUAUCGGGCUUGGCCCCGACUUCGCGAGCAUGAUGCCUCAGGCGACUGGUUCAGACAUGCCCGACACCCAAGGUACCGUCUCUAACUAUAGUUCAGAAAACCCUUGGACGAGCAGCCAAUCGCAACCUUCGCAGUCUUCCCAGCCGCAAAACCACAUGGCUGCACCACCUCGUCAAGCCACGUCUAUCCCUUCCAUCCUCAACAACGACCUACCACAACUUAUCCUGGACGAAGAGCAAAUCAAGAUGCUACAUGAGGAACUUGUAGAACGAAGCUCGGGAUGUUCUGUUGAGCAACUUGAACAAAUCAACGCAGUACUCAUGGAUGCGAUCUGGAAGACCCGCAGCGAGUGGAACCGUAACAGUGUGGUCCACAUCCUCACCAAUGCUUUCAACGAAGUCAUACAAGAUAUCGAGCACAUGCAGAAGUUGCAGGCGCCCAGUCAAGACGAUGAUGAUUACGAAGUCAACUACUUGCCACAGCAGCAUAGGCAGAACGACCGUGCUUACCAGCCUGAUCUGCGGCACUUCACGCCCGCAACAACACAGGCCACACAUUUCCGCUAAACUCCUUCAUCCUCUCAGUCUCUUGAUUAACUCAACUCGUCUGAGUUUGUCGGAUCUUUA